This is a messenger RNA of Malassezia restricta, 3144 nucleotides long. RefSeq names its product general transcription factor 3C polypeptide 3 (transcription factor C subunit 4). Gene Ontology annotation, molecular function: protein binding. Bases 1 to 3144 code for a protein of 1047 amino acids. Gene Ontology annotation, biological process: transcription by RNA polymerase III. Gene Ontology annotation, cellular component: transcription factor TFIIIC complex. The transcript has a single exon. Lineage: Eukaryota; Fungi; Basidiomycota; Malasseziomycetes; Malasseziales; Malasseziaceae. The record is from RefSeq and is a predicted model, not a curated record.
AUGGCUGGCGGCUCUCGACCACAAGCGUUGCGCUCGCCACCGCCACCGCCAGAGGAUGUGGGCAGCGAUUGGGACAGUGAGGGAAGCGGAUCAUCAGCUUUCGACGAGUACGAGCCGAGUGACGAUGAGGAUGAAUACGUGCAGGAGGCGCCACCGUCCGUGGCUGACAACGACGAAGAGGCUGAUAUUGCGCAAGAAGACUUUACCCGACUGAUUCGCGCGUUCCAAGAUGAGCCAGGUGCGGAAAAGGGCACUGCCUCUAAGGGCGCCGCCGCACGAAGCAGCUCGGCAUGGAAGCAGUCCAUGGAAGCAGAGAUGGAGUCGUUUCACCAUGAGCUGCGUGACGUCAAUGGGUACACACGCAAGAAUAAAACCACACGUAUUCGGGAACAGGCGCUCUCAUCCGAAGUCAAGGCACUUCUUGCACAGGCCAAUAUCUCUUAUGUGGAAGCCAAUCUGCCCAUGGCGAUCCAGCAGCUGGAAGAAGUCAUCCGUAUCGAGCCCACGGUGGCGGGUGCCUGGUACACACUGGGUAUGUGCUUCGAAGAACUGGGCGAAGAGGAAAAAUCAAUUCAGUGCCGUAUCGUCGGUGCGCACUUGACGUCGAAUGCAUCAGAUGAAUGGAAGUCUCUCGCCCGCCGUAGUCGCGAGCGUGGCUUGUUUCAGCAGUCUAUCUACUGUCUUCAACAAGCCAUCAAGAAAAACAGGUACGACAUCGAUGCCAUUUGGGAUCGAGCUGUCAUGCUCAAGGAUUCAGGCCGUCUACGCGCAGCUAUCGAUGCAUUCCUGGCUGUUUUGAAGCUGAGGCCUUACGAUGCUGAAGUACUUCGCGAGCUGAUUCCCUUGCUCGUGUCUGCCGGUGACUAUGAAGCUGGUGUCGAGAUUUUGGAAAACAUGCGCCAAGAAAGCUUGCAUGGUCGGCCAGAUCCGAACAUCGAUCCCGCGCUGGCAGAGAGCAUGUCCGCUGCCGAAGCUAGCGUGCAGUUCACUUUGAAUGAGCUCGUCACUCUGGCAGACUUGCUGCUUUUGCUAAACCGACCGCUCCAAGUCAUUCUCGUCAUCAAGCAGACCAUUCGAUGGAUGCGGGGUCAGAUUCGUGAAGAUCGUGUCGAUGAUGCCCAAAAUGAUCUUGAGCUAGACGAAGGAGAGAGUGACCAGCCUUACGAGCUGGAUCGGGAAGUCCGACUCCGAUUGGGUAAGGCUCGAUUCAUGCUCCGUGAUACAGAGGAAGGCAAGCGCCAUUUCAGUGUGCUUAUGGAUGAAGCAGAUCCGUAUGACUUUCCCGUGCUGUACUUUGAGAUGGCAGAAUUCUACUUUGAAUACCAGCUCUAUGCCGAGGCACUCGAGGCUUAUCGCCCGCUUAUCGAGGAGGGAUUGGUGGACGACAUGCAAGCUUGGUUCCAUAUGGGCAUGUGUUACCAAUACCUCGAGAUGACGUCUGAAGCAGUACAGGUGUAUGAAUCCAUUUUAGCCGAACAGCCAACCUACUUUGAUGUGAAACUGAGCCUGGCAGAGGUGUACGAAGAGCUCGGCGAGCGCGAAAAGGCCCUCGGUCUCGUGAACGAUGUCCUCGUGGCGCGCAGUGAGAACAAACAGGCGCCGAGCGAGCCAGACGCGCCAGGUCCUCAGGACCAGGCGGAGCCCUCCUUGUCCUUCUUUAAUGAGUCAGCGCCUUCGCAAAUCCUACCAGCGGGAUCUAUACCAUCGCGCAACUCUCGCUCGGGCUUAUCCUUCGCAGAACGACAGCGUCUCGAACAGCAGCGCGAAGAAGAGACGCGACUGGCGUGGAUCCAGUUGUGCGCUCUCGAGCCUCAAGUAUUUGUCGAUGGAUUUUGGCAUCGCGACUUUGUGUUCUUAGACGGCCCGUUGUCCAGGCCACCGUCCAAGGCGGCUGACUCGGCGACGCAACAGCGUUUUGACGCGACACGCCAAUGGAUGCAAGUCGCUGGACGACUGGUGGAGUCGUUCCGGUCCAUGUCGCUCUUGUUUCCUAAGGAGCGCUUUACCAAGUAUCGCGGUGUCGUUCGUCCACGCCGGUCACGACGCUCCAAGCCCUCUGAUCUAGACAGUCACGCUGAAGAGCUUUUGAGUCGUCUGCGCGAUCAAAUGGUCGAUGAAGUUGUGGCUCAGAGCGCCAUGGAAGAUGGAUUCGAGCCGGAGCAGACGACGUUCCGUACGAUCCACUUCGACGACUGGGUCAUGCUGUUCAUGAAAUACGGCAUUGGCCUGGCCAAGAUGGGCGGUGAAGACGACGCCAUCGACGACAUGUUUCGACAUGUCAUGGUAUCCAACACAGUGUGGCCCUCUGAGGAGCGCAAGUUGGCGCUACAUUUGUGUUGGCUUGCCUGUGCCCUGUAUGCUCGAGACCCCACACGGGCAUUCGAAAUCGCGCGCUGGCUGCCGACGACAUAUCAGUUCCACAACGAGCCCCUUCGACUCAUCUCCUCACUGGCGAACAGCCUCGGUUUUUAUGGCGUAGAUGCCUUUGUGAGCUCAACGAACACAAAGCAAUAUCAGCGACGCAUGCGGACGCAUGAAACUAUCGUCUCGGGUGGACCUAUUAAACUGAAUCCGCGCACAGGGCGCUGGACGAUGAUGGGGGUCGACGAAGAGGAUGACAAGGGCAUGGGAAACGAUGAUCUCGUCGGCAAAGUACAGGCUCAGGCACCUCCUACCAAGUCCUCACCGAUUGGGGAAAUCUUCUACGGCUACCUUAUGCUUUGCGCCAACAGCUUCCAGCCAGCUAUGGGAUACCUGUAUCGGGCUUUGGCAUUGCAGCAAAGUGAUCCCUUGCUGUGCCUACUAUGCGGUGUAGCAAGUCUGGGUCGAUCCACCAAUCGCCAGGUGGACAAUCGAAAUCAUACGAUCAUACAGGGCAUGGCAUUGUUCACGCAUUACGCUGAACUACGUGGCGAUAUACCUGAAGUGGACUACAACUUUGCACGUGCCUAUCACCACUUGAACUUGGUACACUUAGCCGUCCCUCGAUAUGAACGCGUGCUGGAAAGAGCUUCAAGCAAGGCAUCAAAAGGUACAUUCGACAUGGCUCGUGAAGCCGCGUUCAAUCUGGCCAUGAUCUUUACACAGACUGGCUCACCCGACCUGGCGCGCCAUUUGUACAGGACCUGGCUCGCUGUGGAGUAA